Saprolegnia diclina VS20 is the source of this 626-nucleotide messenger RNA. RefSeq lists its product as hypothetical. The transcript has a single exon. The record is from RefSeq and is a predicted model, not a curated record. Bases 74 to 514 code for a protein of 146 amino acids. NCBI's taxonomy places the organism in Eukaryota, Oomycota, Saprolegniomycetes, Saprolegniales, Saprolegniaceae.
AACAACAAAAAAACGCCCUUUCUUGACAGUACUCGUUGUAGUCGAAGCGCCACUUCGCACUUGAGUUAAUACCAUGGGCCAGUGCUGCUCCAAGAAGCACGUCACCGACGUGGACGACGACGCCAAGCAGGUCGUGCGCACGCCGGCGCCCGCGCUGCAGAUCUCACCGUCCGACCCAGUCGGGUACGCUGGCCUCGCGACGACAACGGCCGAGCCCACAGACGCGGUCGUGCUCUCGUCGACGGCCGAGAUUGUCCACGACAACAAUUCGCCGUCGGGUUCGCCGGCCAAGCCCGAGAAGCAGCCGUACGACCCGACCCAUGACGAGACGCAUGACGAGCCGCAGCAGCAGCAGUAUGUGCGCCCCGAAGACCGGCCGAUCGAGUCGCUCUUUAUCCGCGAAGAGCGUAAGCGGCUGGCGCGCAUACAAGAGGAACUGCGGCUCGAGCGUGAAGCCGCCAAUGCCAAGUGGGUCCAUGAGCUCGCAGAGAAGAAGCGCGAGUUUUAUCCGUAGGGUGGAUUUAUUAUGUAAUAUGUAUCUGGACGUCGUCGCCUUUACAAAAGCGGACUUGCCUCGAAGCUGCUCGUGUGGCGAAGGACACUGUGGUGCAGGCCAUAGCAGAGGU